This is a messenger RNA of Eremothecium sinecaudum, 1836 nucleotides long. RefSeq names its product transcription factor TFIIIC subunit TFC1 (gene TFC1). Gene Ontology annotation, cellular component: transcription factor TFIIIC complex. The transcript has a single exon. NCBI's taxonomy places the organism in Eukaryota, Fungi, Ascomycota, Saccharomycetes, Saccharomycetales, Saccharomycetaceae. Gene Ontology annotation, biological process: transcription initiation at RNA polymerase III promoter. The record is from RefSeq and is a predicted model, not a curated record. Bases 1 to 1836 code for a protein of 611 amino acids.
AUGAGUGAUGAAAUUGCGAGAACUAGGUCUUCAAACUCGCCAGAUGUCCCUGGGCCGUUUGCAAGAGAAUAUACGCUUGAUCUUCCUCGUAUUCCAUCCCUUGAAUUACCACUAAAACUGUCUCCUACACAAGCGAGUGUCAAGAAAGCAAUUGAAAUGUGUGGUGGUCUAAAUAAGGUCAAAGCUGCGUUAUCUUUGCGUGGCGAGACAGAUGUGGGACUAGAAUUGUUUUUGAAUCAAGGAAGGAAUGAUGAUGGCAGUAAAAUUUACUUCAAUGAGCAUCCAAUUGUGGGCAAACGUGUACCACAACGUGAUGAAUCGAUUAUUAUGAAAAUAUCGUUACCGAAAGGUACUUUGGCUCGCAGUGGGGGGAAUCUAGCCAGGGCGAUUUCGUCGGUGGACCCACGAAAUGUGAAAGCCACUCCAGUUGCUAUAGUGGAUAAUACAAUUAAAUAUAGAGAAAUGUCUGACUUUCAAGUGAGGCUUGAUAAUUCAAGUUCUGCCAAGGACUUUAACAGCAGUUUUGGGACCCUUAACUUGUCGAAUAUAAAAACUUAUGUGAACAAUAUUCCUGAUUUUGACAGUAAGCCUUUCGAAAAUGUUAACAAUGUUACGGUUGAUCGAUCUGUACACUGUCCGGUUACCGACUUCCAGCUUCCUCCGAUUCCCAGGUUUUCAAUGGUCAAUUUGCCAUUUGUUUAUCAAUAUAAGAGUAAUCCGUACGCUACCAAAACUUCGUCAGGAGAAUCUAAAGUUAUGGGCACAUACAUAAAAAAUUACCAACAGUUUGUUCAUGAUUUUGCACCGGAAGUUGAUAUUCCUCACUUACCUCAUCCCGAGCUGGUACAACAGUACGAAGUGGCUAAAAAGACGAAAGUUUAUCCAGGAAGCAAAAGCGACUCCAAAUUUUAUGAGAAACUGGAAACUUGCUUACCGAUAUUAUCGAGAUUGUUUGAAAAACGACAUGUUUGGAUUAAAAGACAUAUAGAUGGUAUUGUGCCACAGGAUCUACAUCCUGUACUAAAGAUUGGAUUGGCCUUAGUAUCGUACCGUUUCACUAAGGGGCCAUGGCGUAACACAUACAUCAGAUUAGGUGUCGACCCUCGAUCAUCCAAUGAAUACGCAAAAUACCAAACGGAGUACUUUAAAAUUGAAAAAAGGCUAUUGAAGAAUCCUGCGGUUCAAAAAAAUGUGCCCGCUCCUCCUGACAGGUUUUACCAGUCGAAUAUUGAGGGCGACAUAGACUCCAGAUUCCGAUUUAAUGGCAAGCAAAUUCCUUGGUAUUUGAUGCUUCAAAUUGAUCUCCUCAUAGAGGAACCAAAUAUCCGGGAAGUCUAUGAGAAAGCUCAAUAUCUUGAUACCCCAAGCGAGCUUACGGGUUGGUUUGCUGAUCUAGAUCUUGCCAAGAUUCGUAAAAUCGUGAAGUAUGAACUGGGAUGCAUGGUGCAAGGCAACUAUGAAUUUAAUGAGCACAAGCUGAAGUACUUUAAAGUCAUGCUGCAUGUGAAGGAGUCUGAUAUGAACAAAGAUGCCGAAGGGGAUGUCAAUAUGGAUAGGGGUGAUGAAUCGAAGCAUAAUAUAGAUGACGAUGAUGACGAUAACGGCGUUGAAACCGGGGAAAUAGAUGAUCCAGUUCUAGAGGCCGAAGAGGACUAUGAUGAUGAAAAUAACGUUGUAGCAACGAAUAAUGGCGACGAUGACGAUGCAAGAGAUGAAUUUGACAUUAAAACUGCUUCUUUAGAUGAUAUUCUCGAUCGCAUAUCCAAAUACGAUCAGAAAACAGCAAAUUAUCUACAAAAACAUCUGGAUGGGUUUGUACAAGAAACUAAACUGUAA